Messenger RNA from Blepharisma stoltei, 414 nucleotides. The record is from the annotation of a GenBank genome assembly. Lineage: Eukaryota; Ciliophora; Heterotrichea; Heterotrichida; Blepharismidae.
AUGUCCCAAGUAUUAAAAUCUUCAUUGAGUGUGAAAUCACUCAAUUCUAUUCUUAAAACCAAUAAAGCAUUCCAAGCGAGCGAAGUGAAAAUCACUGGUGAAAAGGAUUAUAAAAGCGAUCCCCUUGGAAUGAUUGAUGUCAAGAAAAUUCUCCGAAAAAAAAGGCAUGUCACAUUUAAAGAACCGGUUGAUGAAAAUCAAGUAAAUUAUAAUAAAGUACAGAAAAAUGCCCAUUUAGACAAUUGCAAUUAUGUAUUUCAAGAAGUGAACUCAAAAAUAUCAGAAAUGCUAGGAAGCCAACGUGAAUUUUUUUCUCACGUUAUGGAAGUAGAUGAAGAUAAAAGUAAUUCUAAUUGAUUUAAAUAUCAAAAUUCAAUUAAAGAUCUUAAGAUGAAAGAUCAGAAUUUUGUAUAA